AUGGCCAACAAAGAAAACAUAGACACACUAAAAGUCAAAACCAAAAUUCCUUUGCCAUUGGUACCUUUACCAGCCUUACCUAAGCAUUUAUUGCUCAAGAAAAUUCAAGAAGUUCCAACAAGCAAAGAUAAAAGAAUUCCAUUAACAACUAUUAGUAGUUUGUCCAGUUUGCCCGCUGGAUCUAGCACGGGAAACGGUAAAGUUGUACCAACUAAUACUAUAUGUACAAAUGAAGUUGACUCAAAAUACGUUACUUUUAGAAAAAGAAAGGAAAAUUUGGAAUACUGGGACUAUAAAGUUUGUAAAGACGAAGCAGAUAAUAAAGACAGUAGUAUAAUUUCAAUAAUUGACGUUGAAGAGAGUUUUAUUAAGGGAGACAAGAAAGAAUACAAUAAAGAAAUUAGUAUAAUUCCGAUAAUUGACGAUAAAGAGAGUUUUAUUGCGGGAGACAAGAAAGAAUACAAAGAUUUUAGUGAAAAUGAACAGAAAAGCUGUCUUGGUGUAUCCAGGAGGGAGGAUACUCUUGUACCGUGUAGAGUGAGAAGUAUAAAAAUGAGACUUUUAAAAUUCAACGAUCAGUUGGACCAUCGAUUGCAAACGCAGGAUAUUUUUGAGGAGUCAGACACGAAGUGUAGCGAGAGUGAAUAUGUCAAGGAUCUGUUCCUUCAUUUCUUGAACAACGAAAGACCUGCACCCGUGCCGAGAAUACCCAGCAGCACCCGUGCCUGUGUUCUUAAUUGGUUAUUAGUAGUGAACGGUUCCGAAGGCAAUCCAGCGGUGAUCCAGACAGCAUCCUGGUAUCUGGACUCGGUGUUAAGCAUCACUAGCGUUCGGUUAGAUGAAUUGCAGCCGCUUGCAGCCGCUAGCUACUGGAUUGCUCGAAAGCAUCACGGACCAGUGGUUCCCUCUUCUGUUCUUAUUAAAUAUUCAAACGGAGCCUUCAAUAGAACACAAUUAUUGGAGGCGGAGAAAACGAUUUUAAAUAAAUUAAAAUUUCCAUCGCAACCAGUUGUGCCUCAAGAUUACAUAACAUAUUUGUCCUGGUGGUCAGAUAACGAUCAUCCAGAUGAGAUUGAAUUAGCAGCGACCUUUAUCUGCUUAUGCGGUUUAAUGGUAGAUAAGACACUCUGCAGUGAGCUACCAUCAGUAAUCGCCGCUGCUUGCGUACGAAACGCCUUACUGCUGCUAGGGAAACGGGACUUGAUGCUGCGCCUUGAGACAUGCCCAGUAUUCCAAGCAGCAGAAAAGAAAACUACGAGAAUGUGUUGCAUUUGCUCGAUCUUGCGUAGAGCGGUGCGUACAGUGUCUGACAUUAAGUACGAGUUCAAAGCGCCAAUGGAAAUUUUCGGAAUUGGCCCUCAUUCAAUAGCGCAAGAGGUUGUGAAAUACGCCAACGAGCUCGCCAUUUCGGAAGGAAUAGCAACAUCAAGUCAAUCGAGUAAAAAUACUCCCUGGACUAUGACGAGCAUGAAAAAAUGA
This is a messenger RNA of Parnassius mnemosyne (clouded apollo), 1479 nucleotides long. NCBI's taxonomy places the organism in Eukaryota, Metazoa, Arthropoda, Insecta, Lepidoptera, Papilionidae. The record is from the annotation of a GenBank genome assembly.